Messenger RNA from Penicillium malachiteum, 1251 nucleotides. RefSeq names its product SIP1 domain-containing protein. The record is from RefSeq and is a predicted model, not a curated record. The transcript is spliced from 2 exons. Lineage: Eukaryota; Fungi; Ascomycota; Eurotiomycetes; Eurotiales; Aspergillaceae. The coding region runs from base 1 to 1251 and encodes 416 amino acids. Gene Ontology annotation, biological process: spliceosomal snRNP assembly. Gene Ontology annotation, cellular component: SMN complex; nucleus.
AUGCCCCAAAAACGAAAGGCUCCCAUGCCGUACUCUUCACACAAAAGGCCUCGGUUAUCGUAUGAGGAGGAUGAUGAUGACGACUCAUCGAUAAAACCAUACGAAAAGCCGCAGAACCACCCUCUCUAUGGCCAGAAGAACGCGUUCCCAGGCUUAGACGAUGGCGGCGACGAGCUCUGCUACGGUGAUGAGGAUGGGGAUGCAGACGACGGACUGGAGUAUCUACGCAUGGUCAGAUCCGAGGCUAGCGCACUGCCUUCGUUGUUUAGCGCGACAAAGUCCAAACUUAAUACCGAUACACCCUCGGCACCAAUUCCAAUCGUACCCGAAACCAAAACCGCUGCCUUCCCUCCUGGGUUCUUCGAUAAUGAGGAGGCAUACAUCGCCCCAAUGAAGACCCAGCAAAAUACGGUCGCACCUCUCCACACGUAUCCGGAAGCCCAGGCUGCAUAUAAUAACCUUCUCCGACAUCGAUUCCUACUUCUACGAUCUACUUUAAAGUGUUCUCCUCCAGCUACUGCCAUCGCAGCCCUCGAUGACGCCCAUCCAAUCAGUCUCCCGCGCAAAGUCGAGGCUGCGCGCAAGGAAUGGCGACGACUUGUCAUGAGCGUGGAUCCACAGAUGGUUCAACUAGCCUGUAUGGACAUGGACAGUGUGCUUGGAGUUAUGCAGAUCAUGGCGCGCAUGAUGUCCGACGUCUUGCGGAGUGAAGAUCCAGAGAAGAUUCGAAGAAUCGGUGCUUGGGCCUGGGGCUUGCUGGGUAAAUGUCGAGAGAUUGGAGAGUUGUCUACAGAAGAAGUUGGAGAUAUUCGUGAUAUUGGGAAACGCGCUGUGAAAAUAUUGCAGAAAAUUCGGGAAGCGGAUGAUAGUCAAAAGGCGGAUACUGAGGAACAGCCAGACUCCUCGGAUAAUGGAGAGUAUGAACAACCGGAGGAUGCCGCUCCAGAAAUGGAGGUAGAAGGAGAAAAGGAUGGCGAGGUCGAUCAAGAAGUGCAACCUGAGCCUAAAGCUGGCGGCGACGACGACGCGGAUAUGCCUGAUGCUACAGACGAGGCCGCUGAGCUGGAGAAGGCCAAGGCCCGGUUACAGGCGCAGGUGCAAUAUAGUUCAGACAGCGAACCCGCUACAGACGAGGAGAAUGUCGCAAAACAGACCCGGGCUUUGCUUGACAUGAUCAUAAUGGUGGUUGGCGAGUAUUUUGGUCAACGAGACCUUUUGGAUUCGCGAGAAGUCUGGGCCUCUCCAGUCUGA